UGCCCCCUUAGCCCCUUUCUCUCACCCUUCGCUGCCUUCCACUGGCGGUUACUCACCGUGGGCCGUGGCUUCUUAGUUCUUACACCCUCCAUUUCUUGUUAGAUCCGGACCAGAAAACUCAAGUAGAGUCAAAUUGAGGGAGAGGAAGGAAGGAAGGAAGGAAGGAAGAAGAUGUUGCUCAACGUAAUCGAGGACGAAGAGAAAUGGCUGGCGGAAGGAAUCGCCAGCGUUCAGCAGAAUGCCUUAUUCAUGCAUCGCGCUCUGGACGCUAAUAACCUCAGAGAUGCUCUCAAGUACUCAGCUCAGAUGCUUUCCGAGCUCCGGACGUCGAAGCUCUCGCCUCACAAGUACUACGAGCUCUAUAUGCGAGCGUUUGAUGAGAUGAGGAAGCUGGAGAUGUUCUUCAAGGACGAGAGCAGGCAUGGAGUCUCGGUCGUCGAUUUGUAUGAGCUUGUACACCACGCAGGCAACAUAUUGCCUAGACUGUAUCUACUCUGUACGGUUGGAUCAGUGUAUAUGAAAACAAAGGAAGCUCCACCCAAAGACGUGCUUAAGGAUCUUGUGGAAAUGUGUAAAGGCGUUCAGCAUCCAGUUCGUGGAUUGUUUCUUAGAAGUUACCUCGUUCAAGUCAGUAGGGACAAGUUGCCUGAUAUUGGUGCUGAAUAUGAAAGAGAUAGAGAUGAAAGCUCUGUCAUGGAUGCUAUAGAAUUUGUGCUGCAGAAUUUCGUUGAGAUGAAUAAACUUUGGGUCCGAUUGCACCAUCAGGGACCUGGUCAGGAUAGAGACAAGCGAGAAAAGGAAAGAAGCGAGCUCCGUGAUCUUGUGGGGAAGAAUCUUCAUAUUCUUGGUCAACUAGAUGGUGUGGACCUUGAAAUGUAUAGAGAAAACGUUCUGCCCAGAGUCUUAGAGCAGGUUGUCAAUUGUAAGGAUGAACCGGCACAGUAUUACUUGAUGGAUUGCAUAAUUCAGGUCUUCCCAGAUGAGUACCAUUUGCAGAGUCUGGAGACGUUAUUAGCAGCUUGCCCGCACCUUCAGCCAAGUGUAGACGUCAAGACUGUUCUCUCUCAGUUGAUGGACCGAUUGUCCAAUUAUGCAUCCACUUGUCCAGAUGUUAUACCAGAGUUCCUGCAAGUAGAAGCUUUUGCAAAAUUGAGCAGUGCUAUUAGCAAGGUUAUAGAAGCACAAGUUGACAUGCCUAUUGUUGGAGCCAUUACUUUGUAUGUCUCUCUGCUUACAUUUACUCUCCGCGUUCAUCCAGAUCGUUUGGACUACGUUGAUCAAAUACUGGGUGCUUGUGUGAAGAAGCUUGCUGGGAAGCCUAGACUUGAAGACAAGAGAGCAACCAAACAAAUCGUUCUACUCCUAAGUGCUCCUCUGGAGAAAUACAAUGAUAUUGUCACUGCUUUAACACUUUCAAAUUAUCCUCGUGUUAUGGACCACCUGGAUAAUGAAACAAUUAAAGUCAUGGCUAUGGUUAUAAUUCAAACCAUCAUGAAGAACAGUACCUGCAUUUCCACUGCUGAUAAGGUUGAGGUCUUGUUCGAAUUAAUAAAAGGCCUCAUUAAGGAUUUGGACGUAACAACUGCAGAUGAGCUCGACAAGGAGGAUUUCGAGGAAGAGCAAAAUUCUGUUGCUCGCCUUAUAAACAUGUUAUACAAUGAUGACCCUGAAGAAAUGUUACAGAUUAUUUACACAGUGAGAAAGCAUGUAAUGAAUGGGGGGCCAACGCGACUACCUUUUACAGUUCCCCCACUCGUAUUUUCUGCAUUAACGCUUAUCAGACGCCUGCAAGCUCAGGAUGGAGAUGUAGUGGGAGAGGAAGUGCCUACAACACCAAAGGCAAUUUUCCAGCUCUUGAAUCAGACUAUUGAAACUCUUGCAGUUGUUCCAUCACCCGAGCUGGCAUUAAGGUUGUUCUUGCAAUGUGCUGAGGCAGCUAAUGACUGCGAGCUUGAGCCAGUUGCUUAUGAAUUUUUCACCCAGGCUUACGUGCUGUAUGAAGAAGAGAUUGCUGAUUCCAAGGCUCAGGUGACGGCUAUACAUCUAAUCACUGGAACUCUCCAGAGGAUGCAAGUAUUUGGAGUUGAGAACAGGGAUACAUUAACACACAAGGCCACUGGAUAUUCUGCAAAGCUUCUGAAGAAGCCUGACCAAUGCCGUGCAGUUUACGCCUGUUCCCACCUCUUUUGGGUCGAUGACCAGGAUGGGGUCAAGGAUGGAGAAAGAGUCCUUCUGUGCCUGAAGCGGGCGCUGAGGAUCGCAAAUGCAGCCCAACAAAUGGCCAAUGCUGCCAGGGGGAGCAGUGGCCCAGUUACACUCUUUGUCGAAAUACUAAACAAGUAUCUCUACUUCUUUGAGAAGGGCAAUCCGCAGAUCACAAGUAAUAUGAUCCAGGAUUUGGUUGAAUUAAUAACCGAAGAGAUGCAAAGCGACUCUGUCACCGCCGAUCCAGCUUCUGACGCUUUCUUUGCCAGCACGCUCCGGUACAUCCGGUUCCAGAAACAGAAAGGUGGUAGUAUGGGUGAGAAAUUCGACUCAAUUAGCGUCUGAUUUCUCGCAUUGCAUGCACUAAAAUUAUUUGUUUUCUUGGGUUUGAGUAGAGAGAAAGGAAUGCUUGCGUGUUGUACAAAAGGAAAAAGGUUUGUGUUUGGUUUCAUUUUCUGAAGUUGGGGCAUAGAAAUGUGUGGUCGAUUAGAAAGAGGGGAAGAGGAAAUGAAUGGGGGUAAAAUAUGGUGGCUGGCUGAAAUCAGUGUGUUAUACUUCAUUGUUGCUUCUAAUUAACAAAGACGUGUCUAAUGAUAGGCCACGCUUUCACGGUUCGUAUUCGUACUGAAAAUCAAAUACGUGUCUAAUG
Molecule: messenger RNA, 2854 nt
Organism: Linum trigynum
Lineage: Eukaryota; Viridiplantae; Streptophyta; Magnoliopsida; Malpighiales; Linaceae
Source: the annotation of a GenBank genome assembly